Messenger RNA from Clavispora lusitaniae ATCC 42720, 1572 nucleotides. Lineage: Eukaryota; Fungi; Ascomycota; Pichiomycetes; Serinales; Metschnikowiaceae. The record is from RefSeq and is a predicted model, not a curated record.
AUGCUGCUAUCGUGGGUAUUGACUUCGGGCAUCAAUUCACAAAGGCAAUUAUGGCAGCUCCAGGAAUCCCAUUUGAGAUUGUCUUUACCGACGAGGGCAAGAGAAAGGACGCCUCUGUUCUAUCACUCAAAACCCGUAAUGAAAGGAAAAAAGGUCAUCGACACAGAAAGAGUAUAUGGCUCCCAAGUGGGUUCUCUUUGCACAAGAUUUCCAGAAGCUUGUGCAUCUAAUUUAAAAAGAUUGUUGGGUAAGUCUGUCGAAGAUGAUGCGGUUUCGGAGUAUGUGAAUCACCAUUUUGGAGUGACACUUGUUGCUGACGAGGCUCGUAAUGGAAGCAUACUCCUCAGAUUGGGAUCUGGAAACAACGUUGCCGAUUUUCCUGUAGAAGAACUUUCUGCUAUGAUGUUGAAUCAUGUGAAGGACAGAGUUCUUAAAACCUUGGAUUCUAAUCCGGACGCCCAAUCUAAAGCAGAAGACGUGGCAAUUUCAAUUGAACCAUUCGCCUCUCAAUUGAGCAGACUUGUACUUCUUGACACUCUUCAAUUGGCAGAUUAUUCUUCUGUGUUGGGUUUGGUCGAUGAAGGCACGGCAGUGGCUAUAGCUUUCGCUCUGAAUCACAAAUUGGAGGAUGAAGAGUUCGAUGGCAAGACAGUCCACUACGUUGUUUACGAUGUGGGUGCAGGCUCAACCACUGCAACGUUGUUUUCCUAUACUCCAUACCAGAACCAAACAGUUCACAUGGAUAUCGAGUCUGUUGGUUACGACGAAAGUUUUGGUGGCGAGUUUUUAACUACGCAAGUCUAUCAAUUAAUCUUUGAAAAGUUUUUGAAGGAAUUCAACUUGGAUGCAUCAAUCGUUUUGCCUCCAAAGUUGGCAUCCAGAUUAGCAGAAACCGCUGAAAAGGCCAAAACAAUUUUGUCAGCGAACACCGAGUACAAGGUUUCUUUGGAGAGCUUUUAUGAAGACAAAGAUUUCAAGACAAUCAUUACCAGAGAAGAGUACGAAAACAGCGUCUCUAGCCUUCUCGAACGUUCUUCCAAACCAAUUUUGGAUGCUUUGAAGAACUGCCCAAGUGGACCAAAAACUGUAAGCGACAUCAAGGCUGUCAUCUUGAAUGGAGGCGCGUCAAGAACUCCUUUCAUCCAGAAACAAUUGGUCUCUUUGCUCGGAUCAGAAAAUAAGAUCGCCAAAGUUGUCAACACCGAUGAAGCCUGUGCUAUGGGAACUGCAAUUCAAGCAUACAACUUGAAGACGUCAUCCAAACUUUCUCCAUUGGUGGUCAAUGAAAAACUUAUCAAAGAUUUUGGAGUAUCUAUUGGAUCUUCAGAAAAGCCAGCGACAGUUUUCAGCAAAGGAACGCUCUCUGGAAACUCAACUAUGGUUUCUUUAGGGCCACUCGAAGAUAAUUUCCAGCUUUCCUUGCAUGAAGAUGGUAAGCCAUUUGUGUACUACUAUCUUACUGGACUUUUUGCAAAAGAUCCAAUCCAUGAAGUGCAAGCUAGAGAAGAGAGAUUUGAUUUGGAACAUUCACAAUCGACAAAAGCAAAGAUCUUUACAUUAAUCUCGUUUUGA